AUGGGCGACAGCACCAUGGCCCAGCUGGGCUCGUCCGUCCUCAACGGGUCCUCGACGCCCAAGAAGGUGGCCUACUUUUACGACUCGGACAUUGGUAACUACGCCUAUGUCACUGGUCACCCGAUGAAGCCUCAUCGUAUCAGGUUGGCGCAUAGCUUGAUCAUGCAAUACGAUCUAUACCAGAAGAUGGAGAUUUACCGAGCAAAGCCAGCCACCAGAGGCGAAAUGACCCAGUUUCACACGGACGACUACAUCGAUUUCCUUCAAAAGGUCACUCCCGACAACAUGGACAGCUACAUGCGUGAGCAGGGCAAGUACAACGUGGGAGAUGAUUGCCCCGUAUUCGAUGGUCUCUUUGAAUUUUGCGGCAUCAGCGCCGGCGGCAGUAUGGAGGGUGCCGCUCGCCUGAACCGGCAAAAGUGCGACAUUGCGAUCAACUGGGCCGGAGGACUCCAUCAUGCCAAGAAGUCGGAAGCCAGUGGCUUCUGCUACGUGAAUGAUAUUGUCCUCGGCAUCAUCGAAUUGCUCCGAUUCAAGAAGCGCGUUCUAUACGUCGACAUCGACGUCCACCACGGCGACGGUGUCGAAGAGGCCUUUUACACCACUGACCGCGUCAUGACGGUCUCUUUCCACAAGUACGGCGAGUACUUCCCCGGCACGGGAGAACUGCGCGACAUCGGAAUCGGCCAGGGGAAGCACUACGCCGUCAACUACCCCCUCCGCGACGGCAUCACGGACGAUGCGUACAAGUCAGUCUUCGAGCCCGUCAUCGAGAACGUUAUGCGGUACUUCCAGCCCGAGGCCGUGGUCCUGCAGUGCGGUGGCGACAGCCUGUCUGGUGACAGGCUCGGAUGCUUCAACCUGAGCAUGGACGGACACGCCAACUGCGUCAACUACGUCAAGAGCUUCGGACUGCCUACACUUGUCCUCGGCGGUGGCGGCUACACCAUGCGCAAUGUCGCGCGAACCUGGGCCUUUGAGACCGGCGUCCUCGUCGGCCAGGAAAUGGACCGUACCUUGCCGUACAAUGAGUACUACGAGUAUUACGCCCCCGAUUUCGAACUCAACGUGCGAUCGUCCAACAUGGAAAACUCCAACAGCCGCGAGUACCUCAACAAGAUCACGGCGGCCGUCAUCGACAACCUCCGCCAGACCGGCCCGGCUCCGUCGGUGCAGAUGCAGGACGUGCCCCGGAAGCCGUUUGGCGGCAUGACGGACGAGGAGGAGGCCGAGCUCGAUGAUCUGGACGAGGACGAGAACAAGGACGUGCGCAUGUCGGAGCGGCAGUUUGAGAAGCACGUCGAGAACAACACGGAGUUCGAGCCCGCGGGAGACGAGGACCUCGCCAGGACAAACGGCGUCACGGGCCGGGGCGACAGAAGCAACAAGCGAGAGUUCAACGACUCGCACCUGGAGCCCGUCGAGACUGGCAGUGAGAAGCGCGCGCGAUCCAACCCACCCGAGGCCGCCGCCGCCGCCGCCGCCGCCGCAGAGGAGAACGCGCAGGACCCGGACGAUACUAUCGAGGACCUUGGUUCGGCCGAGAAGGAGACGGAAGAGAAGAAGGACGAUGAGAAGAAGGACGGGAAGUCUGGAGAGGCUCCCGCCGAGAAGGAAGAUGUGGGCAUGCCCGACGUCGAGCCGGCCGAAGACAGCAUGGCCAUCAAGAAGGAGGACGGAGAGCCCGAGGCCGCUCCCGUAGCCGCCGCCACUACGACUACUGCCACCGCUGAGUACAAGGCAGCAGAGGAGGACAAGACUACGGGAAAGCCAGACGACUCUACCUCCACUGCCGCCGCCGCCGCCGCCGCCGCCGCCAAAGAAAAGGAGGAGGAGGAGGAGGAGGAGGAGGCGCCCAAGGAGGACGGCAAGGAGAAGUCACCCCCCAAGCCUUCAGAGGAAGAAUCCACGGAGAAGCCCAAGGAGUCGGAGCCCGAGGCCAUGGACGUUGAUACGGAAAAGGACGAUGGCCCCGCCAAGCCCGAGGAGGGCAAGCGUGAGGCAGAGAAGACGUCAACCUGA
Messenger RNA from Geosmithia morbida, 2022 nucleotides. RefSeq names its product histone deacetylase 1/2. The coding region runs from base 1 to 2022 and encodes 673 amino acids. The record is from RefSeq and is a predicted model, not a curated record. Gene Ontology annotation, molecular function: histone deacetylase activity. NCBI's taxonomy places the organism in Eukaryota, Fungi, Ascomycota, Sordariomycetes, Hypocreales, Bionectriaceae. The transcript has 4 exons.